AUGUUAUUAUCAAAAUAAAACUAUGAAGAUUUUUAAUAAUACAACAUUCACAAAACAAUGAAAUAAGAAGAGUUCUAAAUAAAGUAGAUGAAACAUGAAGUUAUGAAGACUUCACUUGAAGAAUAAAGAUAAUUACAAGAAGAUAUGAAAAGAAGAAAUUUAGAAUUAAAAUAAAAAGAAGACAAUGAUGAAAUUUAAAGAAUAUAAAUGAUAAAUAAAGAAUUAUUAGAUUAGUAGAAGUAAAAGAAACUAUAAACAUAAGAGUCUUUAUCUAAAAAGUAUUCAGAAAUUAUAGAUUAAAGGAAUUCUAUUAUGAAUUAAAAAGUAAAGAUCAUAAUUAAUUUUAUAGAGAAAAGAAGAUUUAAAUAUUGAAAAUUAACUUAUUGAUAGUGCUUAAAAAGCUUUAUAAGAAGAAAGAUAAAUUUAAUUGUAAAAAAGACUUUUAUAAAAAUAAAUUUAUGAUGAAUAAAUGAAACUUAUAGAAGAAAAGAAACAAAGAGAAAGAAUUAAUAAAAAUUAAGAAAGAUUAUUAUUUUAAGAUUAUGCAAUUAAAGAUUAAUAAAGGAUUAUUUAAUAGGAAGAAGAUUAUAAGAAAGUAUUCUUUUCUCUUAUUAUUAGUAUUAUUAAAGAUUGGCUGAAAGAAAUGAGCAUUUGUAGGAUAUUUAUAGGAAAAAUGUUGAUGAUCCAAAAUCUUCAUUAGACUAUAUUAUAAAUAGACAAAUUAAAGAAAAGAUGGAGAGAGAUUAAGAAGAAAUGAAUACUAAAAGAAUGAAUGAUAAGAAUCUUAAAGAUUAAUACUUAAAUACAUUAUCUUUAUAAUUAAAAGAAAAAGAAUAAAGAAAAAAAAAUCAAGAUAUUUUAAUUUCUCAAAAUCAAUAAGAAAUUCGAAAAGCAGCUGAAAGCUUUAAUGAUGAAUAAUAAUUGGAGAGAAGAAAAAAAAGAGAAUUUUAAUCCUAAUAUUAUGAUUAAUUAGCAAGUUUGGUAAAAAAUAUAUUUUAUUAAAUCAAUAUAGGGAAAUGGUUAAAAUCAACAUGAUAAAUUAAUUGAUAAUAAUAACUUAUCAUAAUCAUAGAUUUAUAAUCCAUUAACAAAUCCAAAUCCAAAUCAAAUAUAGAAUCCAUAUAUUUUAAGAUAACUCGGACUAAGUAAAUCAAAUCAUAUCUAAUCACCUCAUUUAAGUUAAUCGAAACUAGCUUAAUUAGGUUAAAGCAGUCUCUUCAAAUGAG
Messenger RNA from Paramecium pentaurelia, 1226 nucleotides. NCBI's taxonomy places the organism in Eukaryota, Ciliophora, Oligohymenophorea, Peniculida, Parameciidae. The record is from the annotation of a GenBank genome assembly.